Aedes albopictus (Asian tiger mosquito) is the source of this 6165-nucleotide messenger RNA. RefSeq lists its product as uncharacterized. Bases 1 to 6165 code for a protein of 2054 amino acids. Gene Ontology annotation, biological process: DNA integration. Lineage: Eukaryota; Metazoa; Arthropoda; Insecta; Diptera; Culicidae. Gene Ontology annotation, molecular function: nucleic acid binding. The transcript has a single exon. The record is from RefSeq and is a predicted model, not a curated record.
AUGUCGAAUACGAGCUCCGACCGAGAUCAUUCCUAUGUGUGUGCUGGAUGCGAUCGUCCCGAAACGGCUGAUGAUAUUGUUCAGUGUGAUACCUGUUCUUCUUGGUGGCAUUUCUCCUGUGCCAAUGUCGAUGCAUCUGUAGCUGAUCGAUCUAAUUGGAUAUGCAUAAAAUGCUUACCACCACCACCGCCAUCUCGAUCUGCAUCUGUACGAACGACGUCAUCGAACCGGAGAGCUCUUCUGGAGAUCAGCUUACGGCGGCUAGCUGAAGAGAAAGAGCUGCGCAAAAAAGAGCUUGAGAUCAACAUGGAAAGAGAAUUCAUGAAGGCCAAGUACAAUCUGCUGGAGCAGUGUGCGCUAGACGAGGAAAUCGAGACUCGUAGCGUCCGCAGUAGAGUCGAGCAGAUCGAAGCUCGAGAUCGAGAGAAGGACGUUCACGAAUGGGUGGGCCAAGUAGCAGCGUCGCUCCAGGAGAGCAGAUCGCUCACUGCCCCGAAAACCCCUUCUAUCCCCGUCAACCUCAACAUCAAUGUGUGCUCUGGCGAUCGAAUGCAGAACGAAGAAGAAGGUGCAGUAGGCACAACAAUAACAAAUGUUGUCGGUAGUCGUUCCAUGCCAAAACUCUUAACAGAGGGAACAUCGAACGAAGUAAACGAGGGUAAAGAUCUACCGAAGCGCAAAGUGGUAAUUAGGCGAAGUCAAAGAACAGACGAAGCAGACGCGGAGAAAGUAGCUGCGAAAAACUAUCAACUGUUGGAGUCGCAGCUUAGGAAGUGCCAGGAAGAUUCGAAGCUAGAUCGCCAGGCUCUGCAAGAUUUGCAAAAUCAGCUUCGGGAGUGCCAACUAAAACUGCAACAGCGCAGAGUGGAACCUCCAGCACGAGAUGCUCAAACUCUUUGGCCGUUGCGUGAUCUAUCGAAAGGUGCGAUCCGUCGCACUGACCCAUCUGUGCCAGUUGAUACUCCAUCGCCCCAGUUGCGUAGAAAUCAGGCUAGAGUUCCCGAGAAUAUAGUUCCGGUAGCCGAUGUUCAUCAGUUGAACUUGACGAACCCGUUUCAGCAGGAGGGCCAUGGUGUACGUGAGCAGUUGCGAAGCAAUUUCGCACGCUCAACUGAAAUCGGACUAGUCAGUACUCCACGGCAGGAACCGCUAGCUUGUGCCGAUCAAGCCCAGGAUUGUUUGUCUCUGGAAGUGUGUCGACCGUCACCAGAACAACUUGCUGCGAGACAGGUGAUGCCCAGAGAUUUGCCGGACUUCGACGGCGAUCCGGAAGAAUGGCCGCUGUUUAUUAGCAGCCUCCGUAACAGUACUUCUGCUUGUGGGUAUAGUAGAGCGGAAAAUCUGGCUCGGUUGCAGCGCUGCUUGAAGGGUGAUGCAUUGAAGUCGGUUCGAUACAAUUUGCUCGAUCCAGAUUCAGUUCCGGAAGUUAUACGCACUCUUCAAACUCUCUAUGGUCGCCCAGAAGUAAUUAUCGCCAGGUUGAUAAAAUCGGUUCAAGAUGCCCCAGCUCCGAAGUCAGAGCGGUUGGAAACUCUCAUGGAUUUCGGAAUGGCUGUGAGAAACUUAGUCAGCCACUUGAUUGCUGCAGAUCAGCGAGCUCACCUUUGUAAUCCCGUACUCUUACAAGAGCUGGUGGAAAAGCUUCCGGCCAGUGUAAAGAUGCAGUGGGCUCAACAUUUAGUCCAGUUUCCCGACGUGACGCUACAAACCUUCAGCUGUUUCAUGACAUCAGUUGUAGAAUCGGUGAGCAAAGUUGUGGUAUACACCGGCCAUAGAUCCGAAAAGUCGAAGCCGAGAGAGAAAGGAUACGUGCAUUCGCAUAUGGAAACCACCGCUUCUGAGCAGCCGAAUCAGUUCAAGAGUGAAUCUCCGAACCUCUGCUUGGUCUGCAGGAAAGGUAGUCAUCGUGUUGCGGAUUGCGACGUGUUCAAAGACAACAGCAUCGAUAGCCGAUGGAAAACCGUAUCAGCGUUAAGGUUGUGUCGCUGUUGCUUAGGACAGCAUGGACGAAGAACAUGCAGAAGUUCAGCUCGCUGUGAGAUUGACGGGUGCCAGUUUCGGCACCACCCACUAUUGCAUACAACGACGACUACGAACAUCAGCAUCCCUUCGACUUCGAUACCUACAGAAAGCCACACUUACCACCACUGUGGACAGUCGGUCCUGUUUCGCAUCGUUCCGGUGACCAUAUCCGGACCGGUGAGCUCGAUUGACACAUUCGCUUUUCUCGACGAGGGUUCCUCUGCAACACUGGUGGAGCAAAGUCUAGCAAAGCAAUUAGAUCUAGAAGGCCCAGUGAUCCCUCUUUGCUUGAAAUGGACCGCCGACAUGUUCCGCUCUGAAGAAAACUCGCAAAUAGUCUCGUUCGAAAUAUCCGAACGUGGAAGCCGAAAAAGAUACCGUUUGAAAAACGCUAGAACCGUGGAGCGACUCAAUCUGCCUUCACAAACGAUCCGUAUUGAAGAACUCCAACAACGCUAUCGGCAUUUAGCGGGAUUGCCGAUCCGCAGCUACGACAAAGCAGUUCCUCAAGUACUGAUCGGAUUACGAAACCUGUCUCUAGCCGUGCCACAGAAAAUUAAAGAAGGAAGCGGUGGGCCAAUAGCAGUAAAAACACGUGUUGGAUGGUGCGUUUACGGAAGCUUGGCAGAUCAUCACGAGACAAAACAGUUUAGCUACCAUAUUUGCGACUGCGAUGUAAGUGAGGGAUUAGAUAAACUAGUCCGUGACUAUUUUGAGGCUGAAGAUGUGGGACUUGGAUCGACCGAACCGUUGGAGUCUGAGGAUGUCCAACGAGCCAGACGUAUUCUCGAGCAAACCACUUACAGGGAUGGAAACCGAUUCAUCACAGGACUUUUGUGGAAACACAACCACAUUGAGCUUCCUGACAGUUUCUCAAUGGCUCUACAACGUUUAAAGUGUUUAGAGAGGCGUAUGACUCGUGAUCCUGUCCUGAAAGAAAACCUGAAAUCCCAACUCCAAGAAUAUCAGAACAAGGGCUACGCCCACCAGGCAACGGAAGCUGAAUUGUAUGAGGCAGAUCCCAGGCGUACAUGGUACCUCCCGCUGGGCGCUGUCGUCAAUCCAAAAAAGCCCACGAAGGUACGGCUGAUUUGGGAUGCAGCCGCAAAGGUGGAUGGAGUGUCGCUGAACACAUUUCUUCUCCCAGGGCCCGAUCUUCUCGUGUCAUUACCGUCAGUCCUAUUUCGAUAUCGUCAGUAUCCGGUGGCAGUCUGCGGUGAUAUCAAAGAGAUGUUUCACCAAAUUGGUGUCACCGCAGCUGACCGUCAUGCUCAGCGCUUCCUCUGGCGCGACACCGAAGCUGAAACUCCAAAAGUAUUUCUGAUGGACGUCUUGACUUUCGGAUCUACAAGUUCACCUUCGUCCGCACAAUUCGUUAAAAAUAUAAACGCAAAAGAGUACGAAUCGCAGUUUCCUAGGGCGGCGGAAGGUAUCACAAAAUGCCACUAUGUCGACGAUUAUCUCGACAGUUUCGAGUGCGAGGAAGAAGCGGCGUUAGUAGCAAAGCAAGUACGACAAGUGCAUUUGAAGGGCGGAUUUGAAAUCCGCAAUUGGUUAAGCAACAGUGCCACAGUUCUGGAUCAUCUAGGAGAAACAUCGAAGGUCACGAUGAAGAAUUUGACAGCAGCGGGUGACGGCCGAUCAGAAAGGGUUCUCGGCAUGCUUUGGAUUACGGAAACGGAUAUGCUACGUUUCUCUACCACGUUCCGGUCUGAAGUAGAUGAGCUGAUCAGUUCGAAAACCAGACCGACGAAAAGGCAGAUACUCAAGACAGUGAUGAGUCUGUUUGACCCCUUGGGACUUCUUGCGUCGUUCUUGGUGCACGGAAAAAUCAUUAUGCAAGAAGUAUGGCGAAGCGGAACAAAGUGGGAUGAAUGUGUGGAUGACCGAAUCGACCAGCACUGGCGAAAAUGGAUUGAGCUUUUUGAUAGAGUAGGAGACAUCCAGAUUCCUCGGUGCUACUUCCAAGCGGCUAGCGCUGAACGGUAUACAACCCUGCAAGCACACCUAUUCGUUGACGCCAGCGAAGCAGCGUACUCCGCUGUUGUAUACUUCAGGAUCGUGGAUACGCAAGGUAAUCCACAAUGCGCACUAGUAACGGCUAAGACUAAGGUCGCCCCGUUGAAAUAUGUAUCGAUUCCACGUUUGGAGCUGAUGGCUGCCGUUUUGGGAUCACGAUUGCUGGCGUUUGUAGGAGAAAAUCACUCGAUCCCGAUAAAGAAGCGUUUCUGCUGGACUGAUUCCAACACUGUCUUGGCCUGGGUCCGUUCGGAACAUCGUCGAUACAAACAAUUCGUGGCGUGUCGUGUAGGUGAAAUUCCAUCCUUGACUAACGAGAACGAGUGGAGGUGGGUCCCAAGCAGAUUCAACAUUGCCGACGAAGCUACGAAAUGGGGAAAAGGACCCUGCUUCGACAGCGGAAGCCGAUGGAUCCAAGGUCCGGAGUUUCUGGGCCUAUCGGAGGAACAGUGGCCGCGAAAUGUAACGCCGAUCAUCUCUACAGACGAAGAACUACGUCCAUGUCACUUGUACCAUGAAAUGGUUUCAUCUCUCGUCGAUUUUGAACGAUUUUCGAACUGGAAUAGAUUAUUGCGCACUGUGGCCUUUGUUUUCCAUCUCUUUACCGUACAAAAGGCUCGAAGGACAAAUAUCAAGAUUGGAAAGCAGCCAACACAUGAAGACAUCAGGGCAGCUGAAGUUCAAAUAUUGAAGAUCGUGCAGUGGACCGUCUACUCAGAUGAAAUGACCAUCUUGACGAAUAAUCAGCAUUUGUCAGCCGAGCAACAACGUCCGUUGGAUAGAACGAGUUCGCUCUACAAACUCUCACCAAUGCUGGACUCGAACGGGGUUCUGCGAAUCGACAGCCGCAUAGGAGCGGCACAGGUGGAUGCAUUUGAUCUAAAGUAUCCCGUAAUACUUCCCCGAAAACAUCAUGUGACCUACUUGAUCAUCGACUACUAUCAUAGGAAAUAUCAACACGGCAACGCGGAGACAGUCGUAAAUGAGCUCCGCCAAAAGUAUCACAUCCCUCGAAUUCGAGUUGCAGUGCGGACCAUUAGCAGGCUGUGUCAAUGGUGCAAGGUUUAUAAAGCACAACUAAUCAUUCCCAAAAUGGGUCCAUUGCCCGAAGCUCGUUUAUCUCCAGGAGUUCGACCAUUCAGUUUUAUCGGAAUUGACUAUUUUGGACCGAUUCUCGUUAAAGUAGGUCGAUCCAACGCGAAAAGGUGGAUCUGCCUUAUCACGUGCCUUACAAUCCGCGCAGUGCACGUUGAGGUCGCUUAUGACCUCUCUACUCAAUCAUGUAUUGCCUGCAUUCGAAGGUUCGUAUGUCGACGAGGAGCGCCCUUGGAGAUAUACUCCGAUAAUGGCCGGAACUUUGUUGGAGCUGAUGGUGUUCUGCGUGAUCAGAUAAAGCGGAUUGAAGAGGAGACUGCAACCACGUUCACCAAUACGCAGACCAAGUGGCAUUUCAUUCCCCCAUCUGCUCCUCACAUGGGAGGCUCAUGGGAGCGCCUCGUUCGCUCCAUCAAGGCAGCGAUGCUCAAUAUUCCUCAGGAACGUAAGCUGGACGAUGAAGCUUUGUGGACAUACGUAGUGGAAGCAGAGUCAAUAGUAAAUUCGCGGCCUUUAACCUAUCUUCCAUUAGAUACCCCGGAACAAGAAGCGCUCACGCCAAAUCAUUUUCUUUUGGGAAGCUCGAGUGGCGUGAAGCAACCCUCAGUGGACCUAGGAUCAACACAACUGAUUCGCAAUACUUGGGACGUUUUACAGGCGAAUUUAGAUCAUUUCUGGAGGCGCUGGAUACGGGAGUAUCUCCCAACGCUUACAAAGCGUACAAAAUGGUUCGAAGAUGGAAGAUCUGUUCAUUCUGGGGACUUGGUGGUUAUCAUCGAGGACAAAAGGCGUAACGGAUGGACACGUGGACGAAUUCUGGAGGUGAUAAGAGGUAGAGAUGGCAGAACUCGUCAAGCUACCGUACAAACAUCGAGCGGAGUACUUCGACGACCGGUUUCAAAAUUGGCACUUCUGGAUGUCGCUGGGAACUGUAAUGCUGAGGACGGCACUCAUCCUUACGGGGAGGGGAAUGUUGGCGACACAGCCCCACUUUUGGCAACCUUGCCAACAGAUAGUCAAAUGGAGUGA